GUCAGUAGGCGUCGCUGCCGUAAAACAAGCCGGCGGUUUGCCGCAUCACGGAAGAUGGCGGCCGCGACGGUGAGUGGAGCCGCCGGUGUCUCGAGCUCGGGUCCCGCCGCGGCGUCAGGAGCGGUUCUGCAGGCCGCGGCCGGCAUGUACGAACAGCUCAAGGGCGAGUGGAACCGCAAAAGCCCCAAUCUUAGCAAGUGCGGGGAAGAGCUGGGCCGCCUCAAGCUGGUCCUGCUGGAACUCAACUUCCUGCCUACCACAGGGACCAAGUUAACCAAACAGCAGCUCAUUCUAGCCCGUGACAUACUGGAAAUCGGGGCCCAGUGGAGCAUCCUACGCAAGGACAUCCCCUCCUUUGAGCGCUACAUGGCCCAGCUCAAAUGCUACUACUUUGAUUACAAGGAACAGCUCCCUGAGUCGGCCUACAUGCACCAGCUCUUAGGCCUCAACCUCCUCUUCCUGCUGUCCCAGAACCGGGUGGCUGAGUUCCACACGGAGCUGGAGCGCCUUCCUGCCAAGGACAUCCAGACCAACGUCUACAUCAAGCAUCCUGUGUCCCUGGAGCAAUACCUGAUGGAGGGCAGCUACAACAAGGUGUUCCUGGCCAAGGGGAACAUCCCUGCAGAGAGCUACACCUUCUUCAUCGACAUCCUGCUUGACACUAUCAGGGACGAGAUUGCUGGGUGCAUCGAGAAGGCCUAUGAGAAAAUCCUCUUCACUGAGGCCACCCGGAUCCUCUUCUUCAACACACCAAAGAAGAUGACAGACUAUGCCAAGAAGCGAGGAUGGGUCCUGGGCUCCCAUAACUACUACAGUUUCGCCAGCCAGCAGCAGAAGCCAGAAGACACCACCAUCCCCUCUACAGAACUGGCGAAACAGGUCAUUGAAUAUGCCCGGCAGCUGGAGAUGAUCGUCUGAGACCGCUUGGCCUGGGCUGAGCGCUCAGGGACAGGCGGGCUAUACAUGGCUGUAAAAGUCAUGGCGCAGCUGUCCUCCAAUAAAGGUGGAUUGACCUCCCUUCCAGGUCCUUGUCUCCCCAGUUGGGAUGGCGGGGAGACAGCCUGGAGAACUUAGAAGCCUGAGUUCUCUUGGGAUUUGCUAGCUAGUAACGGGACCCCCUCCAGUGUGUCCAUCCAGUGGCCAUUGUUCCAGGCCUCAAGCACGGGUGGCCUUAAGUAGAGGGGUUUUUCCAGCCUGCUGUGGGCACAAUGCUGGCCUAGGACAUCACAGUGGGGUAAUGUCUCAACUUUUUAAAGUGUGAAUUAAAUAAUUUUUAUAAUGCUA
Messenger RNA from Perognathus longimembris pacificus (Pacific pocket mouse), 1284 nucleotides. RefSeq names its product proteasome 26S subunit, non-ATPase 8 (gene Psmd8). The transcript has 7 exons. Lineage: Eukaryota; Metazoa; Chordata; Mammalia; Rodentia; Heteromyidae. Gene Ontology annotation, biological process: proteasome-mediated ubiquitin-dependent protein catabolic process. The record is from RefSeq and is a predicted model, not a curated record. Gene Ontology annotation, cellular component: nucleus; proteasome regulatory particle, lid subcomplex; cytosol. Bases 55 to 918 code for a protein of 287 amino acids.